AUACUGAAAACAACUAAAUUGAUUAGGGCUGAAUUGAACUGAUUAGGGCUGAACUGAAUUGUUUUUGAGAGAAGGAAAUUAAAAACUGAAAUGAAAUGAAGUGAUCAGAGCUUAGCUGAACAUAUCUGAAAUUAAGCUGAACUAAACGGAUCCUAACCGAUGAAAGAAAAAAAAAAAAAUCUAUCUAUGAAAUCACUGAAUCCACUAUGAUGUGCAACCGUAAUUAGCUUCAACAUUCGCUGACCUUUUACAUAGUAGCAGCGCCAGCCAUGGAUUGUACUUCUUCUCCAUGGAUUUCUGGAACCUUCACUCUCUCUCCUCCGAGACUCCCUCGACUUCACUCUUCUUCUUCAUCAUCUUCAGUUUUUCGAUUAUUCUGCCGCUCUCAAUUCUCUGCAAAAGACCUCAAAUUCGUCCUUCACAAUGCUCUUCAUUCUUCUGGAACUGACAUCUCUCAUGCUCAGGUUGCAAGGGAUGGCUUUAAUUCACAGAUUCGGAAUUUGUCUGAGAUUGAGAGAGAAACUAGCAUAUGUAUUAAUAGAUGUGUUGACCUGGGUAAAACAGCUCUAUAUAUUGCUGCAGAAGAUGACUCCCUCAUGUCUCACUCAUCUGUACCUCUUCCAGUUGAUGCUUUUGUGGAGAGAUUGGAUAACCUUUCUACAAGCUAUUGUCCUCAUUAUCAUUCUUCGCUAUCUUCAUCACCAGAGGAUCUCUUGGAUAGUUUAGAGAGGUACCUGUACAUCACAAAGGGUUUUCGGAGAACCACUGCAGGUUCUAACCCUUCAACAAAAGACUAUUAUCUUCACUCGGUUCUAGCACAGCGUUGUGGAUCUGUUGCUAUCCUAUCUCUGAUUUAUUCAGAGGUCCUCAAAAUGCUCCAACUUUGGGGUGUAAUAGAUUUUGAUGUUGAAAUAUAUCACCCACAUGAUUUGUCAAGUCUCCCUAGAGCCUAUAAUAAGAAGAAAGGCAAAGAAUCCGAUCAAAAACACAUAAUGACAUCAGAAUCCUUGUUGGUGGAGAUCUUGAGAGAUUUGAAGAAUACUUAUUGGCCAUUUCAGCAGAAUCAAACAGAGAGUUUGUUUCUAAGGGCAGCAAUUGCAGCUAAUUGCGUUAACAGUGGCUUUGAACAUGCAUCUGCAAAGGCUGCCCAACAUAGGCUAGAUCGUGGAGUUUGGACUAGUGUGCUUUUUGGGGACAUGAGGCGUGCAUUAUCUGCGUGUGAACGUCUAAUUCUCUUAGAAGCCAAUGCUGAGGAGUUGAGAGAUUAUGCUGUUCUUCUGUACCACUGUAGCUACUAUGAGGAGGCAUUGCAGUACCUGAAGUUCUACAAUGAAGUAAAGCAAAAAUCAGGUUCACUGAACCCAGCUGAAGAUGAUGCUGUUGAAAAACUCAUUGUUCGACUUAACCUUAUUAUGAUGGAAGAAGGGUGGAAGAGACCCUCAGCAAGUUUCUUUCGUAACAAUUCUGAGCCAUGGUAGCUUAUCUGAUACAGAUUUUAUUCCUCUGAUCAAUCGAAUAGCUAAUGUCAGACAGCCACUUGGAAAUCAAGACUACAAAAUACUUGGUGAAUGAAUUUGUCGAUCUUAAAGUGGCAACGAGCUUCAACUUCUAUGGGAGAUGAGAAAAUAUUUGCACUAACCGGAGCUCAAUAGAAGGUAAAUCUGAGCUUGUCUUGAUGAAUGUAUUUAGACUGAUUCAUCUGUCGCAUUUUGUUGGCUGUUAAGAGUAUUCUGCUUCUUUGUAAAUGUAUGAUUAUGUUUAACCGGGGUGGGAGGUUGAUAAUUGUAUAAAGUAGGAACUGUUUGUUAUUCUCAUGUCACAUUUUUCACAUGCUAUGUAUAUACCAUCAUAUCACCACCUCCCAUAUAAAAUGUACAUAACACUUGUACCUUCAUCAAAAGUAUUUUCCAGUUACAUGACA
Molecule: messenger RNA, 1921 nt
Organism: Chenopodium quinoa (quinoa)
Lineage: Eukaryota; Viridiplantae; Streptophyta; Magnoliopsida; Caryophyllales; Amaranthaceae
Exons: 8
Coding region: 270-1478 (402 amino acids)
Source: RefSeq, a predicted model, not a curated record